GAAAAAAUUGUCAUUGAGUUUUCAAUAGGAGUGUUGUUGGAUAGAGAAUGCAAGGCCAACCGUAAGAAUGUCGGAGAGUUGUGUAAUGGAUAGAUAGAGAUGAUGGCACAGUCACUCAACUUGCUGUGGAAACGAAUAAGCGCAGAAAAUAUUCAACUAAAUAGCAAUAAGGCAGUAUACACUUAUCGUUUCUUUCAGAAAACUCAAAAUUUUCUUGAAGCAGUCUCACUUGAAAAACAACUCCGACUCGGCGUUUCCUCCAACAGGAACAAUCAGAAUAUAUGGCGCCCUUUCAAGUUCACUUUAAAUCCUUCGCGAAAGCUCGUGACAAAAGCGAAUAGGAAAAGCCAGUUAAAGCAAGAACCUGAAAAGAGCCCUCAAGUAAUAGAAAAUUUAAAGAAACUUGAACGCAACUUGAAAGGUGCUAAAGUGGAGAUACUGAGUGGUGAUACUAUAACGGUAAAAGAUGUGGCUUCGCAGUUAAAAGUAUCUGCAAAAGCACUUGCUGUUGCUCUUCGUAAAUUUACUGGAGAACCGACUGUAGCUGAUUCUGUAGUAUCCAUUGACGCUGUAGAACUUGUGUUGUCCGAUUGGGGAGCGAAAGUAUCAGUAAUAAAGCAGGCUUCAGCUGAACCUGGUAAAACAGGCUGGAAAACCCCGCGUUUCCUUCAAAAAUAUGACCCGAAAGUCUGGGCUUCCUUUCCUCUUCGACCUCCGGUAGUCACCAUUAUGGGACACGUUGAUCACGGGAAGACUACAUUAUUAGACGCGUUGAGGAAUACCAGUGUGGCGGCUUCAGAGAGAGGUGGCAUAACUCAGAAUAUUGGAGCUUUUUCGGUAUCUCUCUCGAAUGAUGCGAUGGUUACUUUUCUAGAUACUCCCGGUCAUGAGGCAUUUGCAGCUAUGAGAGCUUGCGGUACUCAAGUUACGGAUAUAGUUGUAUUAGUGGUUGCUGCAGAUGAUGGAGUAAUGCCUCAGACAUUAGAAGCUGUGAAUCAUGCAAGAAAUGCUCAAGUUCCGAUAAUCGUGGCAAUAAACAAAGUGGAUAUUUCAGGUUGCUCGCCAGAGAAGGUUAUGAAUGAUUUAUUUUCCUAUGCAGAACUCCAAGUGGAGCAAAUAGGAGGCGAUGUACAAUGUGUACUUGUUUCAGCUGUGAAACGACAAGGUCUCGAGAAUUUGAUUGACGCAAUUUUGUUGCAAGCAGAACUAUCCGACCUUCGAGCAAACAAGGACGAUCCUGGAGAAGCAAUUUGUAUAGAGUCUAAAGUAUCCAAGGGAUUGGGAAGUGUUGCGAAUUGUAUUGUACGCUGGGGUUCUUUUCGUGUGCACGAUUAUGUUGCAAGUGGUCGAACAUGGGGUCGUACACGUCGAAUGUUAGAUGAUCGGGGGAAUUCAAUCUCUUUAGCAGGUCCAUCUACUCCUUUUACAUUGGUAGGAAUGAAAGAAUUGGUGGACCCGGGGAGUUUUGUGUUUGUUAUGAAAGAUGAAGAAGAUGCCAAGAUGUUCUCAGAAAAGUUUGAUGCUGAUAUCUACUUUAAGAAACUCCAACAAACAGCCUUACAAGUAAGCCUUCAGCGAGCAUCAGAAAAGUUAAAGUCGCGAGAAGGAGAAGAUUCAUUUGUGACGAACAGCAGCCAUUCUUCUAAGUUGAAGAAACGCUUGAGCUUUAUAGUCAAAGCAGAUGUUCGUGGUUCAGUUGAUGCUGUACUUGAAUGCAUUAAUAAGAUGAAAGGCGAAGAAAUGGACGUUGAAGUGAUACACUCAGGAGUUGGUGCAGUUUCAGACUCGGAUAUAUUUUUGGCUGCAUCUUCGCGAGCAUCAAUAUUAGCCUUCAACUGUAAAGUUCCCACAGCUGUAAUACAACAUGCUAAACAUAAGGGAGUGUUGAUUCGUCACUAUAACAUCAUAUACGAAUUAUUAGACGAUAUACAAUCCUUACAAGAGGGCAAGUUGGAGUCAUCCACUGUAGAAAAGCCUAUAGGUACUGCACAAAUUAAGCAAAUAUUCCAUUUGGACAGAAAGCAUGGAAAAGAAGCAAGAGUUGCAGGUUGUGUAGUCUCCUAUGGUUUAGUAGCUAGAGAUCACAAGGUUCGAAUUUAUCGUUCAGGCCAUAUUGUUGGGGAAGGCAAAGUGGAUUCUCUCAAGUUCUUCAAAGAGGAUGUUCCCUCAGUUUCUUCAGGAAAGGAGUGUGGUGUUAUUAUAUCUGGUUUUGAGGAUUUCCAGCAAGGUGAUACGCUUGAAGUUGUGGAAUUGGUUCCUGUAGAGUCUAAAGAAGACAAAUAUUUGGUUACUUGAGCUUCAUAGCUGGAGAGCAUAGAAACACACAUUUUGUACGUAUGCAAGAUAAUAGGGAAAUUUCGCUCUCUUGAAAGGCGAAUAAUUUUCAGUGCUUUGCAGUUUUGAAUAAAAUUUCUUAAAACAUGUUUUGUUUGGAAUGAAUGAAAAAAUUGUCAUUUCU
Molecule: messenger RNA, 2458 nt
Organism: Galdieria sulphuraria
Lineage: Eukaryota; Rhodophyta; Bangiophyceae; Galdieriales; Galdieriaceae
Product: translation initiation factor IF-2
Exons: 3
Coding region: 100-2295 (731 amino acids)
Biological process (GO): translational initiation
Molecular function (GO): GTP binding; GTPase activity; translation initiation factor activity
Source: RefSeq, a predicted model, not a curated record